Molecule: messenger RNA, 1330 nt
Organism: Psylliodes chrysocephalus
Lineage: Eukaryota; Metazoa; Arthropoda; Insecta; Coleoptera; Chrysomelidae
Source: the annotation of a GenBank genome assembly
AUCUUGUUUAAUGCAGUUUAGUCCAAAUAACAUAACAGUUUUACAACUCCAAUACAUAUUUUUUACAAAAUAAAAAACACUUAGCUCUACUUACCUUAAUUACUUGUGGUUACUUGGGAAGGAAACAAAAACACAUGCACUUUUAACUGACAUUUGUAAACUGCCGAUUAUGAGAAGGUUGUCAAAUUUAUAAAAAAAAUUGAGAAUUAGAUUUAAAUAUAGAAGAAACUAGUGCAGUUUUCCAUAAGUGUGGAAAUUCAUUUGUUGCAAUACUUAAGUUGAAGAUAUGAAGUAAAGGUCUUUUUAACCACUCAUUACAGGCCUUCAGAACAUAUAGAGGCAUGCCGUCUAGUCCCGCUGCUUUUUUUGGUUUAAGUUUUUUAAUUGCUUCAAUAUGGUUCUGUCGCCAAAAAAGUUUGAUAACCGCUGUUUUAGAGAAUGAAAGAGCAAUGUUCUCAAAACCAUAAUAUUUUAAUUUAGCUGAUAUGCACUUAAGAAAGGCUCGAAGAAAAGGCAAAUUUAACUCUAAAGUUGCUUUUGAGAACAAAUUGGCAAAAUUAAAUACUCCACAAACAACCAAAGUUCAAAUUUCAAGGAAGAAAGGAAAGUUUACUGCUGAGAAAGUAACUCUCAGAGAAAUUGCUCUUAACAAUAAAAUACUGAGGCUACAUUUAGUACGAGAAAAUCUAAAAGAUCUAAAAAAGAAAAAAUCACCUGUUAAGACUUCAAGUAAACCAAAACCAGGAAAACAGAAAUUAAAAAACUCUACCUCGGACAAGAAGACUAUUCCUCUAAUUCAAAAUUCUUUUAAAAAGAACCGGUUGAACUCCAAACCUCUUAAAAUAAAAUUAUUUAACAAAAAAUUGUCUCCAAAAAGAAAAAUGGUUGUAAACAAUGGAAAAGUCAGUAAAUAUGAUCCAGAUGAUUAUUUCAUAAAGAAAUUGAAAUCAAAAGCAAAUGGCCAAAUGUUCUUCUUAAAACAAUGUCCCUAUAAACCCACAUCGGAGGGAAAACUUAACUAUAAGUUUCAUCAGCUUGUAAACGAUGUCAAAAACAUGCAAUUGCCAACACCCUUAUGGAAAAUAAAGGUGAUUAUAAGACACAAUAAGAUUGCAGCAAUAAUAUUCACAAAUAAAGCUGAGCUGGAAAGGAGUCUUAGUUUUAAUUCAGAUGAUGAAAAAUAUCACAUAGUUAUUGACAACAAACCAGCUUUUCUUCUAGGAUCUCCAGGAAAGGUAAAUAGUUGUAAUGAAAUCGAAGUGUUGUUAAGUAUAAUGGAGAACAUUGAAAAAGACAGUUAUAUGAUUAUGUAUAAGUGAAUUUUUUUGUA